This is a messenger RNA of Lachancea lanzarotensis, 1866 nucleotides long. It is a transcript of the gene ERC1, whose product is annotated as LALA0S04e06436g1_1. Lineage: Eukaryota; Fungi; Ascomycota; Saccharomycetes; Saccharomycetales; Saccharomycetaceae. The record is from RefSeq and is a predicted model, not a curated record. Bases 1 to 1866 code for a protein of 621 amino acids. Gene Ontology annotation, biological process: xenobiotic detoxification by transmembrane export across the plasma membrane. Gene Ontology annotation, molecular function: xenobiotic transmembrane transporter activity; antiporter activity. The transcript has a single exon. Gene Ontology annotation, cellular component: membrane.
AUGGGUUCACAAUCAAAACAGUUCACUCACACCACGAACCAGCGGCGUUCGUCGCUUAUUGUGUCGAAUGGCAUCACCAAAGGCGGCAUUUUUGGAACGGUAGACUAUCAGGGCCCCGAGGAUACCGCGGUCGAAGAAGACCUGGAGCCUUUGGAGAACUCCGAAGAAUCAGCACUUAGGGCUAGCCAAGAUCAACAAGCGAACGAACAACAACCUUUCUUGGCCUCUGGAACAUCGCUCACCCCAAACGGCGACAAAAACAAACGUGCCAGCCGCCUGGACUCGUACGGAACCAUCGGUAUUGGCAGCGGUCAGACCGACCAAGAAUCGUAUCAUAGAGACCUGCUCGAAGAGGAACGAGAUUUGCUUGUGGACAACAAAUUGAUCUCUAAGAGCCGCCAGGAUGAAGGCGUCACGCCAGAACAGCGCGAACAACAAAUUCGUGAUACCUGGGAAGAAGCCAUCGAGUCUGGAAAAUCGAUUUCCACUACUUCUCGUAGAGAGUGCCAAGUAUUGCUUAAAAGUGCACUACCACUGGUCUUCACGUUUGUCAUGCAAAACUCACUGUCUCUGGCCUCUGUGUUCACCACCUCGCGUCUUGGAAUUAAUGAACUCGGUGGUAUCACUCUAGGUUCCAUGACGGCCAAUAUCACCGGGUUCGCAGCUAUUCAAGGCCUUUGCACGUGUCUCGACACCCUGUGUUCUCAAGCACACGGUGCUGGCAAUCAACAGUUGGUUGGUGUUCUGCUACAAAGAUGCGCUUUAAUUACACUUGUGUUCUUUACACCGAUCCUUUUCGUAUGGUGGUUUUGGUCAGAAACCAUUUUGGCUUCGUUGAUACCUGAGCGAGAGCUUUGCAGAUUGGCUGCAAACUACUUGAAAGUAGUAGCUGUUGGUGUUCCAGGUUUCGUGUUUUUUGAGUGCGGGAAAAGGUUUUUGCAAUGCCAGGGCAUCUUCCAUGCGUCCACGAUCGUACUACUAUUUUGCGCGCCUUUCAAUGCCAUCAUGAACUAUGUUCUAGUCUUAGAUAAGCGGUUUGGCAUCGGCUACAUUGGUGCCCCCAUAAGUGUGGCAAUCAACUACUGGUUGAUGGCAUUUGGACUACUUUUCUACACAGUCUUCACUAAGCACAAGGCUAACCCUCGUAAAUGCUGGGGAGGUCUCAUCAAACCUAACCAAGUCUUUCGCAAUUGGCGCAAAAUGUUCAGCUUGGCUUUGCCUGGUGUAAUUAUGGUUGAAGCUGAAUUCUUGGGUUUCGAGCUUUUGACAAUAUUCGCAUCGCAUUUGGGUACGAAUGAACUAGGUGCUCAAUCCAUCGUUUCGACAGUCGCGUCGUUGGCAUACCAAAUACCAUUUUCCAUUUCCAUUUCUACCAGCACCCGUGUUGCCAAUUUCAUUGGAGCAUCGCUUUACCAAAAUUGCAUUGUCACUUGUAAAGUGUCAUUAAUUCUGUCAUUCGUCAUCAGUCUCUUGAACAUGUCUGUCAUCUAUUCGUUCAGAAUUCAAAUUGCCAAUGCUUUUUCCAGUGAUCCCGAAGUGGUGUCAUUGGUGAUUAGCGUAUUGCCUCUUCUAGCAUUCAUGCAAAUCUUCGAUGCCUUCAAUGCAUGCACAGCUGGUUGCUUGAGAGGUCAAGGCCAACAAAAAAUUGGCGGUUAUAUCAAUGUGCUUGCCUUUUACUGCGUUGGAAUUCCAAUGUCUUACAUGCUGACGUUCCACUUUAAACAAGGAAUGGCAGGAUUGUGGUAUGGUAUUACGAGCGCAUUGGUAUUCAUGAGCAUUUUCCAGAGCUACGCUGUCUUCUCCUGCGACUGGACCAAGAUCAUUAAAGCUGCGAAAAGUCGCACAUCAGAGCAGGAUAGGGUUUAG